CGUGUGUGGUGGAGCAGGUAGGAUGCUCCUGCUCUCUGCAGCCUCUCUGAGUGUCUGAGCCGAUCAGCAGCAGCAGCAGGAGGCGGUCAGUGGACGGUUCAGGUUGCUCUGCAGGGGCGGGACUGGGCCGAGCUGCAGCAGGGAUGCAUCAGGCAGCAGAACCGGGGCCUCUUCUUCCUCCUCUUCCUCUCAUGCGCUACUAAAGAAGAGGGAACGCUGCCUCUUUACCUCCUCCUACAUCUCCUCCUCCUACCCCCCUCUGGGGGGAGGAAAUAAACCCGAUCAGAGUCGCUGAAUGGAGAGAGGCGCCUGAAGAAGGGAGAGCGGUGGAGUUGCUCUCCUCUCCUCUCCUCCUCCCCUUCUUCUCUACUGCACCAAAAGAAAAGCCCCGGCUGGAUGAGACAUCAUGUCCUCGGCUGAGAGUGAGGAUUUAUCAGGCUACCAUUUGAGUGUUGUGCGUAACCCACCUGGCUGGGAGGUUGGGAUCUACCUGGUGGGCUUCCUGGUGCUGCUCGUCGCUGCAGGACUAAACAUCUGGAAGCUUUGGAAAUCUGGAGCCUUCCCCGCACCUUCGCCCUUCCCCAAUUUUGAUUACAGAUAUCUGCAAGAAAAAUAUGGAACCUCCUUCUCAGAAGUCAGGCAAAAGAGAGUUGCAGCCAACAACCACCGGCGCACCUCCACCACCUCCAGUCGUAAACCCAGCCUGGCCCUGGGUGACACCCCCGAUGCAUUCAGGGAGUUGGGCCACCUGGAGCUGAUGAGCAGGGAGCUGGACCCAACAGGCGGGGCUCAGAUCAACCGUUCCAUCUCCACGGACUCGCUCAGCUCUAUCUCCUCCAUCGCAAACAACUUUGGCCAUGACUUCACCGUCGGUCAGCUGGAAGUGACCCUGGAGUACGAUGCACAUCGGCAGCUGCUUCAUAUCACCCUGCACCAGGGAAAAGACCUCCUAGAGAAAGAGGAAGGAGACUUCCCUGGAUGCUUCAUCAGAGUUUCGCUGGGGCCAGAGGAGCUUCAUGUGGGCGUUACAAGGGUUCAAACCAAUGCUUUCACCGUCAUCUUCGAUGAGCGUUUUUCCAUCCCCAUGGAUCCGUCCGCCCUGGACGAGUACAGCCUGCGCUUUGCCGCCUUUGGCAUCGAUGCUGAUGAAAGGAACAUCAGCGCAGGCUUAGCAGAGCUGAAGCUGUCAGACCUGGACCUGACCAUCCGACCUUUCAACGCCUGGCUCUACCUCCAGGACGUCAACAAGGCAGUGGAUGCGGUCGGGGAGAUUUUGUUGUCUCUCAGCUAUUUACCAACAGCAGAGCGCCUCACUGUGGUCGUGGCCAAGUGCAAGAAUCUGAUUUGGACCAACGAGAAGAACACAGCAGAUCCGUUUGUCAAAGUUUACCUCCUGCAAGAUGGCAGAAAGAUCAGCAAGAAGAAAACCUCCACGAAACGAGAUGACACAAACCCCAUCUUCAAUGAAGCCAUGAUCUUCUCCGUGCCAUCCAUCGUUCUGCAGGAGCUCUCCCUGAGGGUCACGGUGGCAGAGGCCACUGACGACGGACGAGGCGAAAACCUGGGUCAUGUGAUCAUCGGACCUGAAGCCAGCGGGAUGGGGAUCACCCACUGGAACCAGAUGCUGGCUACCCUGAGGAAGCCUGUGUCCAUGUGGCAUCCACUACGCCGGAUCUAACCCCCUCCCCAUGAGCAGACCCUUACCUUUCCUCCUCCUGUUCUUUUGGAUUCUGCUUUGGUGCCGCGUUCAGAUCUGUUAUAAUGUCAUAGUUAGAAUUUAGAGUUGUGAUUAUUGGUACCAAAGUGGAUUAAAAUCAUAUCUUCAAGUAUUGAGGAAAAUAACAUUGGAUAUUAUAUUAAAUAUUUUGUUAUUGUUCUUAACUUUCACCUAAAUCAGCCUGAUUCUUUCUCUAUUGACAGCAGGGGAAGAUGUGAAUAUGUAAACCUUUUUUCCAGCCGUUAACAACUCUGAAAUAAAAGUUUCCGUUUUCAGUUUUAGGUAUGAAAAUCCCCUCCUUGCAUGGUGCCUACUCCGGUUGUAGCCUCUCUUAGAUGUGAUGGGAAUGAUGAACAGGACCGACGUCGAUCCUCUUUCAGGAAAAACAAUGGUUUGACAUUGAUUGCGCCUCAUUGAUUUAUUCUUUCCUAGUGGAUUUUGAGCUGUAUUUAAAUUGCUUGUAUAUCUUGUUAAGAGUCAGAUGGAUUGGGGGUUUGUUUCUUUUUCUGUUUAGUAUUUAAUGUACAUUUGAAAAAUAUCCAGGUACUUUGAUCCAGGUGAAAUAAUUGUAAUCUGUAGCAGUUGUUUCAGGGUGGCCAACUCUUAACGUCAUUCUGUUUUUAAUGCAAUAAGCAGAUUUAAUAGUAGUGCACCGUAACGCUUUUUACAUUGCCACAUUUUCCUCACAAUUCCAUGUACAAAUCAUGUUUUCCUACUUCAAUUUAGAAAAUUAUGUUUUAGCUUACAUUUUAUGACCGAGCAGCUAAACACCAUGGAAGCGGCUCUGUAAAGCUUGCUAAGUGUUGAGUUCUGGCUGUGCGAUUUCACUUCAGUUAGAGAAAACAACUUGAUGUUCUGCAUUUGAUGUUCACUCUUGUCAAACCUACUUGAGUCAUCCUUAGUGACGCAGCUUGGCUGAAAUGAAAGCAGUGAGACAAGAGGCUCACCAAGAUCAGAAUGUCAAGGUGGCUUUUUAUUCUCCAGCAAAUUGUGCAGUUGUAUUUUAUCAUAACCUUCAAAUGUAAGAAGAAAUAACAUUUAACACAUAAUCAGCCACAGGCAUUGAUGUGGAAUAAUUUUUGUUUCUUUAUUUUGGCAGAACUGCAUUUCACUCCUCACUUUACAAAACUGUCCAAAAACAACAUAACGUAAAUCCAAAAUACAUUUCCUCUGUGCCAAAAAAUAAAGCAAUAUUUUAAUUCAUUGUCACAACUUGCAUUCAACAAAGCUGUAGCCUACAUUCAGCCAUGCAUGACGUUCCUUGGCACUUGAUGUGGAUGAGCCUCAAGAAAACAGUGUAUAGUGUGAAUGCUGUUUCAAAUAAAAAAAGCAG
Molecule: messenger RNA, 3050 nt
Organism: Cyprinodon variegatus (sheepshead minnow)
Lineage: Eukaryota; Metazoa; Chordata; Actinopteri; Cyprinodontiformes; Cyprinodontidae
Gene: syt12
Product: synaptotagmin 12
Exons: 8
Coding region: 407-1678 (423 amino acids)
Biological process (GO): regulation of calcium ion-dependent exocytosis; calcium-ion regulated exocytosis; regulation of dopamine secretion
Molecular function (GO): phosphatidylserine binding; SNARE binding; calcium-dependent phospholipid binding
Source: RefSeq, a predicted model, not a curated record